This is a messenger RNA of Cetraspora pellucida, 1561 nucleotides long. The record is from the annotation of a GenBank genome assembly. NCBI's taxonomy places the organism in Eukaryota, Fungi, Glomeromycota, Glomeromycetes, Diversisporales, Gigasporaceae.
AUGAUAGAAAACAUUAUAGAAAGUUUAACUAUAAAUACAAUUUCUACUAUUCUAGACCUAGUUCCUGCUCAAAAUUUCAUUGCUGCUUCUUCAGUUCAAAAUAGAAUAAUCAGGGAGAUCGUUGUUCCAGAUGCACCACCACCAAAUGCUGUGGCACAGUAUAAAGUAACAGAAGCCAUUGUUAAAAUAAAUAGUGAAAUUGAGAAAUGUCAAAAAACCUAUAACAUGACAACCGACCAAGAGGUCAAGUUUAAAUUAUUAGAACACAUACAAUGUCUUAAGCAAACUCUCCAUACUAAGAGUGGGAAACUCCAAAGUCUUAAAAAAAAGGCUGAAUAUCAACAAAGAUAUCGUGAAAUAAAAGACAAAGAGUUACAAGAAAAUCAACAAGUGAUGAAAUACGAUUCGCCCAGGCGUCCUUCUUUAUUGUUCAAGCAUCCAGACUUGCUUAAACAAAUUCAUAAUAGUAUAGAGUUUGGGGCUGCUGAUUGCAAAAGGAGAAAGGAAACAAUAAAAGUUAGAACUAUAAACCAUCUACGUGAUGAAUUAGAAAAAAAUUAUAAUGAGCAUAUCUCUUAUACUACAGUGUGUAAUUACCUGUUACCACGUCAUCAAAAUUCUAUAGUGGCAAGAAAGCACCAUCAUCUGACUAAUGUUCAGGUCACAUCUAUCUCAAGAAAUGAAAUGAAAGAACAUCCGAACGGUCAUUAUUGCCUUGCCUCCAUCAAGGCAGCAAGGCAAUUUGCUGCCCUGUUUCCAAUCUUUUCAGUAAUUGUGUUCCAAGAUGAUAAAGCCAAAAUCCCACUCGGCAUUCCUGCAGUUGGCAAAACUUUCAAAGCCAUACAAAGUGCUAAUGAGCCAACAACUCUUCCGGAUCAUGAUUUCCCUGUUGGCUCGAAACAGAAGCUCAUUCCUUCCAUUUAUCUCUUGAUUGAUCCAAAUGAUACAAAUGACACCCUUAGAAGUGGUCAACUGUCAAUAUAUAUCCAUUCACAAUAUGAAAUAGGAACAAGUGCUAUGACGUAUAUGAGCGAUCUACAGUCAUUAGUAAAUAACAGCCAUUUCGACAAUAGGCUAAAGGUUGAUGAUAAAAUUAGACCCAUCUGGGUUCUCAUUGUAGAUGGGAGUCCAGAUGAAAAUCUCCGCCACUUAAAAAAUAUUUACCAAUAUUGCAACAUGUUUCGUUCCUUUGAUUUGGACUAUUUGACUGUUAGGACUUAUGCUCCAAGCCAAUCGGCGUACAAUCCUGUUGAAAGAAGCAUGGCACCACUUUCAAACAGACUUGCGGGUAUAGUUUUACCUGUGGACCAUUACGGUUCCCACCUUAACUCACAAGACCCUAUUUUUGGAAAGCCAGUUAUAACUGAGUAUGUUGAUAUAGAAAACAUUCCAUUUCCGAAUGUUGAGUUUCCAGAGUUGGAAAAUAAUAUUGAUAAUUAUAAUGUUAGUGAUCUUCUUGCUACCAAUAAUGGCUUUCUUUUGCCUCUUGUAAUGGGAAAAGACAGCCAUUAUGUUAACUCAAUUCAUCUAUUAGAGUACUAUGACAAGGGAAAAAUACCAG